Messenger RNA from Daucus carota subsp. sativus, 1608 nucleotides. Its product is annotated as TOM1-like protein 1. Bases 193 to 1410 code for a protein of 405 amino acids. Gene Ontology annotation, molecular function: phosphatidylinositol binding; ubiquitin binding. The transcript has 4 exons. Lineage: Eukaryota; Viridiplantae; Streptophyta; Magnoliopsida; Apiales; Apiaceae. The record is from RefSeq and is a predicted model, not a curated record. Gene Ontology annotation, biological process: protein transport to vacuole involved in ubiquitin-dependent protein catabolic process via the multivesicular body sorting pathway.
UAACUUAGACUCCGGAAGUGCUUAUCGAUUUACAGCCCUAAUAAAGUAUAAUAAAGUAUACAACACGUAAGGCCUGCAAAGCAAAUUGAGGGAAUAAAAGAGAGUCGAGUCUGUACUUGAUGACUCGCAAGUCGGCCCUUUGCUAGUGAGAAAGUGAAAUUACCUAAUUGUUUCAAAGCUCAAGUAUUAAAUAUGAGUGACAAUUUGAUCGAAAAAGUCAAUGCUCUUGGGGAGCGAUUAAAGAUUGGAGGGUCUGAGGUUGGGCAAAAGAUUAGUGCUGGCGUCACGUCUGUUAGUUAUAAGAUGAAGGAAUUUUUUCAAGGCCCGACUGAGGCCGAUAAGCUUGUUGAGGAAGCUACUGCCGAAACCUUACCCGAGCCUGAUUGGGCAAGAAAUCUUGAGCUUUGUGAUAUGAUGAAUCACGAAAGGGUCAAUACCCUUGACCUUAUUCGCGGUAUCAAGAAGAGGAUAAUGCUAAAGAUUCCUAGGGUUCAGUACUUGUCUCUUGUGUUGCUUGAGACUAUUGCCAAAAAUUGUGAUAAGGCAUUCUCUGAAAUCGCGGCGGAGAGGGUGCUUGAUGAGAUGGUGAAGUUGAUUGAUGAUCCUCAAACUGUAACGAGUAAUCGAAACAAGGCUCUGGUUCUGAUUGAAGCUUGGGGAGAGUCUUCUGAUGAGCUCCGCUAUCUGCCUGUUUAUGAAGAGACAUACAAGAGCUUGAGAUCCCGAGGCAUACGUUUCCCUGGUCGUGAUACUGAGAGCUUGGCCCCUAUAUUCACUCCUCCACCUUCAGUUCCUACUGUGGAACCAAAUUCUGGCUUAGCUCGAGGAGUGCAUCAAGAGGUUCCUGUGCGAGGAGUUCAACACGAGGUUCCUGUGCAAAGCUUUACAGCUGAACAAACUAAGGAAGCAUUUAACGUUGCCAGAAACAGCAUUGAACUACUUAGUACUGUUAUAUCCUCCUCUCCACAGCAAGAUGCUUUACAGGAUGACUUGACAACCAUACUUGCACAACAGUGUCAUCAGUCACAAUAUACUGUCCAGAGAAUCAUUGAAACAUCCGGGGAUGACGAGGCCCUGCUCUUCGAAGCCUUAAGCGUAAAUGACGAAAUUCAGAAAGUUUUAUCCAACUAUGAAGACAUGAAGACACCUUCAGAGGUCCGAACAGCACCAGAACCUGCUGUAAUACCUGUUUCUGUUGAGCCUGAUGAAUCCCUUCUCGAAGGGAGAGAAGAUUCACUUGUUAGAAAGCAAUCGGGUUCUCAAGCUGGAUUAGGAGGGAACAAUGAUGAAAUGAUGGACGAUCUGGAUGAGAUGAUAUUUGGCAAGAAACCAAGCGGGACAUCUCAAACAGGCACGGGCUAUGCUUACCAGAAAGAACAAUCUUCCAAAGAUGAUUUUAUAAAAUUUUAGAUUGCAUUGCAUUAUGAAAUUCAGAUGUUGAACAUGUUUCGGACUGAUGUCUGAUAGGUCAUCUGAGUAUUCUUACAACGAUGCUCGAAUUCUCAUAAGCAGUAUUGGAUCUAAACCUUGUGAAACCUUGUUUUAAUAUGCUCUGUAUGGGGAGUUAUAUAACCAGUAUUUGAAUACAGUGUUUGUAAGUAAUUGGCA